Amoebophrya sp. A25 is the source of this 2881-nucleotide messenger RNA. The record is from the annotation of a GenBank genome assembly. Lineage: Eukaryota; Dinophyceae; Syndiniales; Amoebophryaceae.
AUGUUAGUUUAUGAUUCAUCAACUGGUCUACUUUUUCUGUAUAAUACAACUGAGGUGGAGCUGCAGCAGACACUCUUUAUCCGAAUCAAAUGUAAAAAGACGAUGUGCGACAGAACAUGUUCUCUUUGCUUGAUCCUUGCCAGGCUUAUUUCAGGAGGCCUCCUCUAAGAUGACGAAAAAAGCUCUUUCGCUUUUUUUUGUUUCAGCUUGAGAUAGUCACAAUGAAUGAAUUAUUUGAUUUUAGCAGUUGUCUUAUGAUUCUCAGUAUGUAUUGUGAAUAUUCGAUUUGAACAACAUAAGUACAUAAUCAGCUCUAUAGCUUAUGGUUCAAACUUGUGUUAGAAGAAGAGUUUGGUUGUCAUAGGAGUUAGCGAAAAUGACGAAGGUUGCCGAAAACUACGCUGGGUGCAAAGUUGUCAUCCGGCUGCUGCCACCCGAGCUGGAUGAGCCAAACUUUCGGAGUUCCAUCGCCCCCGAAUUUCCGCCGAGAAUGCGGUACUUUCGUUUCGUACAGGGGAAGAAAUCGAUGCAUUCUGUAGCCUAUGCGCAGUUUGACACGCGUGAGGUGGCAAAGAACUUUGUUACCGAUUACAAUGGACAUCAGUUCAUGAAUGAGCGCGGAGAAAAAUUCGCUGCGGUCGCAGCGACGGCCCCGAACCAGCGACCUGGGAACUAUCGUGCCCCAGUGAUGGAGGAAGCGGUUCGCGCAUUGCAAGCUCAGCUGCGCGGGGGAACGACCGGAGGAGGGAAGUACGGGGGCGGUGGCGGCGGCUACAAGGGCGGCCGCAGCGGCAAGGAUAAGUACAACAACAGUUCCUCAAAUAACGCGUCCGCAGCGGCAGGAGAUACUGCGACUGCAACGCUGCAGCCGAAUAAACCUGGCACCCGACAAACCACAAUCGCGGAGAACCUCAAGGUAGACGUUUCGGAGCCACCAGAGGUGGACGUGUCGGCCAAGCUGGCCUAUUUUCGCCACCGAUACGAGUGGGAGUACACGGAAAGCAGCUGUGCAAAAACCAUUGCAGCAGCCAAAGCUGCGGCUGCCGGCGAGAAUGUCGAUAGUUCGACUCUCAGUCGCGGCAUGAAGUAUUUGGAGGACCCCUCGCGCAAGCCAAACGCCCCGAACGAGGUGCGCCAGCUCAACGGGUACUAUCGGGACUACGACGAAAAAGCGCUACACAAGUUGUCGGCCUUCGCCUACUUCCGGCAAGUAGAGAAAGCGCUGGACAAUAACGAAGCAGUUCCGAAACCCCCCUCGAGCUUGCACUGCCGCACUUUGCUGGACGCAGAGCGCGAGGUGGAUUGCGACGAAAAGAACACGCCGUUGCUCCAGCAAAUCAGUAGCAGCACUCCUUGCCGCCGCCGUCGCCGCGGCGGCAAGGAGUACCGUGGCGGAGGUCUUGACCAGGUUCCAGAAGAAGAUGAAGACGACAACUACAGUUAAGACUUCCGGAAAUGUACCAUUUUGAGAAGCAUCUUGAACCUCCCGUGCAAGGGGGAAACGGGUCCAAGAUGACUUUCAAGAUGGAUUCUCGCAAGGUCUAAUAUAAGAAAGACGACGACCUGCAGUGGAAUCGUAGCGCGAUCACUAAACGCGGUGACGGUAAGCGUGAGCGAGGAGGUACAACUAAAAAUCCCAUGUAUCAUUUUUACAUUUUCCAUUAUUCACUAAGAAUCAACUAGUGUUUCGACAUCGACUAGAUCAUCUACUUCUGGAGUGAUUUCUUCAAUGAACCUACUUCUGUACUUAUAACAUCACAAGAGAAUGUGUCUUCAACACCAGCAGGUCGCGUUCGGGCAACGUGCGUGGUUUGCCGACGUCGCAAGCGCUGCACGUCUGUCGCUGGCAAGCUGUACUGCCGUCGUCAUGUUCCUGUGGAUGUCGCCGGUGGUCGAGAUAAGAAGUUUCUGAACAAGUCUGGAGAGGAAACCACACCAUCUUCGACCAAGUCUCGUCGCCGACCCCGUGGUGGCAGGAAAGAACGACGCAAGCGUGAACGACUUGCAGAAGUCGCUGGCGGUUACUCUUCCAGAAAGGACGAAGCGGUAGACAGUUACAACCCUGCGAGCGCAGCAGUUGUUAGUGGAUCUUCGUCUGGCGACCAACAUCAAAGUUACGACUACUCAAGCAACUUCCAACCCGAAAGUCGAACCGGCGGAGCCUCAUCCUCCGUUCCAAAGAUCAAGGUGCUGGAGAAAGAGAAAGGCACACCAGGUGGUGCAGCAGCAGGAUCAUCUACGGGGCCACUACCCACCUCCUCGAAGGCUGAUAUGCCCAGCGGAAGCAAAAGCAGCGGCGAUGGUGGAGCCGCUUCUAAGGACCAUUCGGCUGAAAAAAAGAAGUGUCCUGGCUGUGGUUACCGAGCAGUGUUGGACGAGGGAUACUGCAGUCAAUGCUGGACCUCGUGGCAGUGGAAAAAGGACAAGAAAAAAAAGCGCUAAACAAAGAAGCGCGCAAAGAGAGUCUUAUUUAAGUAGCCCCUCUUCGCAGAAGUUAUCAUGUCGUAUAUAAUGAUGCUGUAGUUUUGCUUCUCGUGGUCGUGCUACAACCAACCUCUAGAAGUACUACAACUACUCGAUCAUGAGACAUGAUUACGGGUGCAACUCGAACAUCCGUACACAAACACACUCCAUGUUCAUUCCGUACCCUUGUCACUUGGACUUGGUGGAUCCUCAGAGAAAUCGGCCAUCCAUCGCUCGAUAUUCGACCCACAGUGUACUAAUUUUUCAAAAAAUGGAAAUCACUAUGCCGUGGAUACCCUUUCACAUCGAGCAUAUUUGAAUAGGGUGUUUGUUAUGCUUCCUCUUGAUGACAACGCGACGCACUCAUCUUCGUAAGUUUCUUGUUCUCAAAAACGACCGACUAAGUCGGUGCCUGACA